AUGUCACUCGCGAGACAUGUGGCGGGCGCCUUAUCUAAGCGGCGGAGGCCAAGUUACAGGUACUCAGCCCUGGAAAAGCCCACAUCGGUACGGCUGCUGCAGCUCUCACCCAAAACCGACGACUACCUCAUUCAUUGCACCCUGAUCGAGGUCAACCUCUCCUCAAACCCGUCUUACGAAGCCCUUUCGUACACAUGGGCCAUCGACAGCGAUAUCUCUGAGCCUCGCACCGGCGGCCCUUCAAGGACGGUAAUUUGCAACGGCGCGACACUUGACGUCUUCAAGAACCUGCACAAUGCGCUCUCCCAACUGCAGGAGCUCGGCUGGACGUCGACGCCCAUCUGGAUAGACGCCAUCUGCAUCAACCAGCGCGAUGACACAGAGAAAAGCGCGCAGGUCAACAUGAUGGGCGACAUCUUCCGUGCCGCAGAGCGUGUAGUCGUUUGGUUGGGCAAGUCCUCGUAUGCCACCGACAUCGCGCUUGCAAAAGCACGCCCGUUCUUCACCGACGGAAUCUUGCCGCAAGACGUUUCGUCUAACUGGGCGGCAGUCUCCAGCCGCGGCGCUGUCUUGGUCGCCUACGAGGCGCUGAACUGGGUUCUGUCGCGGGGCUGGUUCGGGCGUGUCUGGACGCUGCAGGAAGCGGCGCUGGCUCGCGAGACGGUGUACCUGCUGGGCUCGCAGACGGUGCCAUUCGAUGAGCUGCUGAAUUGCAGCGGGCACGCCUGCACGCUCGAGGCGGCCGUGACGGAGGCGCGGAACCGCCGCGCGGUGGAUGGGCGCGACAACCUGUUCGGCGUGCUCUCGCUGUGCGACCCGGAGGAUGCGGCCGGCCUGGCUGCCGACUACCAGAAGUCGGUCCAGGACGUCUUCUGCGAAUGCGCCGCGGCGCUUCUGCGAAGCAAGAACACGGGGCUCACCCUGCUUUCGAUGGUAGGCCAGAUACGCCACGGCUACGACCUCGCGUACGCCUUCCACUCGAAGUACAUCGACCAGUUCAGGCCGGAGAAGGGAUUUGUGACGGACCUGCCCUCGUGGGUCCCUGACCUCAGUGCUCCGGCAAGACCAGUGCCCCUACGGAACUUGUCGGCGAUCGAAUUUUCCGCUGCCGGGUCGGUUGAGCCCAAAUUCUCUAUCACCGGCAGCAAGGGGAGGGUAUUAGAGCUCAAAAUUACUGUCUUGGACACCAUUUCGGCCACAGGCGACUGCCGCUCGGCCCGGCUCGUCAGGCCCAUCUGGCGAUUCUUGCGGCUCCUACGGAAUCUGCCGCGUCACUCUGAGGGAAUAUACCUACCUACCGGCGAGCCUAUAGUGUCGGCGCUCUGGAGAACGCUUGCGGCCGGGGCAACGCACGCCAUGGACGAUCCGGAUGAGCAGACCAUUGACGAUCCAGACGAAAACGCCACGGAAGAGCCGGAGAAACACACCUUGGACCAGCCGGGCGCUGACGAGGACGAUGCUGACACGGCGCUGGAAAUCGAGCUCACUGACAGCCACUUCGUGGAAUGGUUUGCCAUCUUCGCCGAAGAAACAUGCACGCUCUCCGAAAUGAAAAUGCGCGAUGGCAUUUUGAAGGAGCAGGAUGAUAACGACCUAGAUCUGGGCGCUGAGCCCGACGACAGACACCGCCUCGGUCUCCGGGAGCUCCUUCGCGACAAGGAGAUGGAAAAGCUGGACCGCUACAAGAUCCAUGCCAUUCGGGAGUUCCUGGCCUCGUUCGACUCGCCCGCCUACGGGUUUCGGGAGGCGAUUAGGCUGAGGCACGAGCGGUUCAAGGGGAUGAGCAGGGUAGAUGUCGAGGUCGAGCAGAAGCUGUGGACCAGCAAGGACCCGCUGUUCGAAGACGUAUUUGAGAAGUUUUAUGCCGACCGGAGAAUGUUCUCUACUAAGAAAGGGUACCUGGGAACGGCUCCAUGGACAGCGGUAGAGGGGGACGUCGUUAUGCUGGUAGCCGGGGCGAGUGUGCCCUAUGUGUUCAGGCCGUCAGAGAGGACCAAGGGUGGAUGGGAGUUGGUGGGCGAGGCCUAUUGUCAUGGAUUCAUGUUCGGUGAAGGGACAAAGAUCGAGGGUAAUGAUUUUCAGACGAUUAUUGUUGUGUAA
Diaporthe citri is the source of this 2100-nucleotide messenger RNA. RefSeq lists its product as uncharacterized. The record is from RefSeq and is a predicted model, not a curated record. The coding region runs from base 1 to 2100 and encodes 699 amino acids. The transcript is spliced from 3 exons. Lineage: Eukaryota; Fungi; Ascomycota; Sordariomycetes; Diaporthales; Diaporthaceae.